Messenger RNA from Eruca vesicaria subsp. sativa (arugula), 1746 nucleotides. The record is from the annotation of a GenBank genome assembly. NCBI's taxonomy places the organism in Eukaryota, Viridiplantae, Streptophyta, Magnoliopsida, Brassicales, Brassicaceae.
UAUUACCCUGUUGAACAAUCCUAGUUACUUCCCCCAUUGGGCUUUCUAGUUAAAGAAUGGACCACAAAAAAGACUAUUUAAUUUACUUUUUUAUCUUAUUUCAAUUUUUUUUCUGACUUUUAAACGUAAAAGCAUAAAGAUUACUUGCGCCUUCGUGUAAGUCAAUGUCCUCCUCCCUCCGCAUUGAUCAAAUCGUCUUUUAAAUGGCACCUCCUCCUCCUCCUGAUCCGGCGAAGAUGCAACAAAUCCAACACUUCCUCACCUCCGUCCUCUCCCAACGCGGCCCCACCUCCCUCCCAUACGCCGAAACCACCAAAUGGCUAAUCCGCCAACACCUCCUCAACCUAAUCACCUCCUACUCCUCCCUCGACCCCAAAACGGCGCCGUUCACUCACAACGACGGACGCUCCGCGAUCCUCCUCCAAGCGGAAGGCACGAUCCCCAUGCCUUUCCAGGGAGUCAGUUACAACAUCCCCGUCGUCAUCUGGCUCCUCGAAUCCUACCCUAACGAUCCCCCUCGCGUCUACGUGAACCCCACGCGCGACAUGAUCAUCAAACGUCCUCACUCCAACGUCUCCCCCUCUGGCCUCGUCUCUCUCCCUUAUCUCCAGGCCUGGGUUUACCCUAGCUCUAACCUCCUCGAUCUCGCCGCUCACCUCUCCGCCGCCUUCUCCCGAGAUCCGCCGCUCUACUCUCAGCGCCGUCCUCAAUCGUCUCCUUCGAUCGGAUCUCCGUCGAUCGGAUCUGGAUUUUCGCGGCCUUCUCCGUCGCCUCCGAUCGGAUCUGGUUACUCGCCAUCUCCGUCGAUCGGAUCUGGUUACUCGCCGUCUCCUUCGCCGUCGCCUCCGAUCGGAUCUGGUUACUCGCCGUCUCCGUCGAUCGGAUCUGGUUAUUCGCAACCAUCGCCGUCUCCUCCGAUCGGAUCUGGCUACGCGCGGCCUCCUCCGUCGUCGUUUAACCACCAGCAACAGUAUCAGCAGCAUCAGCACCAGCAGACGGAGGAUGCGGCGGAGGUAUACAAGAGAAACGCGGUAAACAAACUAGUGGAGACGAUCCACGUGGAUCUCGUCAUGAUGAGAACCGCGAGAGAAGCGGAAGCGGAAGGGCUAAUCACUUUACAAGCGACUCUCAAGAGGAGGGAGGAAGAGUUAACCAGAGGUUUACAUGAAAUGGUGAGCGAGAAAGAGACUCUAGAGCAGGAGCUGCAGAUCAUCUCCAUGAACACGGACGUUCUUGAAUCUUGGGUUAGGGAGAAUCAAGGCAAAUCCGAGAAUCUGAUUGUGGAUUUGGAUGUUGUUGGAUUUGAUAGUGCGUUUGUGUGUAUGGAGACGUUGUCUAGACAGAUGUUGGAGUGUACGGCGUCGGAUUUAGCUGUUGAGGAUGCUGUUUAUGCGAUGGAUAAGUCGUUUCGUGAUGGGGUGUUGAGUUUUGAUCAGUAUUUGAGGAGUGUGAGGUUGUUGUCGAGGGAGCAGUUUUUUUACAGAGCUAUGGGGGAGAAGGUUAGAGGGAUGCAGAUGGAAGCUCAGGUUGGUUCUAUUGCAGCUAGGUUGCAGUUGUAAUAAGAACAUUGGCAAGGUUUUGAUAUUUUUGAUUACUGUUUAUAGGCAUGUAUUAGACUACAUAGUUGAAUUGAUAUCUUACUUUGGGUUACCAUUCUCUCUGUCGUUUUUUUUUUUGAAAUAAUGAAUCAAGUGGUAGUUUGGAAGUGUGUAUGUUUCUUGAGAAAAUGUUGGAGCAAGAGCGGAC